Manacus vitellinus (golden-collared manakin) is the source of this 1821-nucleotide messenger RNA. RefSeq names its product anion exchange protein 2-like. Bases 1 to 1575 code for a protein of 524 amino acids. Gene Ontology annotation, biological process: monoatomic anion transport; regulation of intracellular pH; transmembrane transport. Gene Ontology annotation, molecular function: monoatomic anion transmembrane transporter activity; solute:inorganic anion antiporter activity. Gene Ontology annotation, cellular component: plasma membrane; apical plasma membrane; basolateral plasma membrane. The transcript is spliced from 11 exons. The record is from RefSeq and is a predicted model, not a curated record. NCBI's taxonomy places the organism in Eukaryota, Metazoa, Chordata, Aves, Passeriformes, Pipridae.
AUGACCCACUCCCAGGUGUCCUCCGAGCUCCACCACAUCGUCUCCACAGCCUUCCAGAGCGUGUUCGUGGAGCUGAACGAGCUGGUGGUGGACAAGAACCAGGAGCUGCAGUGGAAGGAGACGGCGCGCUGGAUCAAGUUUGAGGAGGAUGUGGAGGAGGAGACCGACCGCUGGGGCAAACCCCACGUGGCCUCCCUCUCCUUCCGCAGCCUCCUGGAGCUCCGCAAGACCCUGGCCCACGGGGCUGUGCUCCUGGAUCUGGACCAGAAGACACUGCCAGGGGUGGCUCACCAGGUGGUGGAGCAGAUGGUCAUCACAGACCAGAUCCGGACCGAGGACCGCGCCAAUGUGCUGCGGGCGCUGCUGCUCAAGCACAGCCACCCAAGCGAUGAGAAGGAAUUCUCCUUCCCGCGGAACAUCUCGGCGGGCAGCCUGGGCUCCCUGCUCGUGCACCACCACAGCACCAACCACGUGGCUGAGGGCGCCGAGCCGGCUGUCACCGAGCCCCUCAUCGCUGGCCACGCUGCCGAGCACGACACACGUGUGGACGUGGAGCGGGAGAGGGAGGUCCUCACCCCCACGCCCCCAGCCGGCAUCACUCGCUCCAAGUCCAAGCAUGAGCUGAAGCUGCUGGAGAAGAUCCCGGACAAUGCCGAGGCCACGGUGGUGCUUGUGGGCUGUGUGGAGUUCCUGGACCAGCCCACCAUGGCCUUUGUGCGGCUGCAGGAGAAGCUGAGCGUGCCCAGCGGGUUCUCGGUCACGGCCCCGGACAAGCGGGGCUGGGUGAUCAACCCCCUGGGUGAGCAUAGCGACUUCCCCGUGUGGAUGAUGGUGGCCAGUGGCCUCCCUGCCGUCCUCGUCUUCAUCCUCAUCUUCAUGGAGACCCAGAUCACGACGCUGAUCAUCAGCAAGAAGGAGCGGAUGCUGCAGAAGGGCUCUGGGUUCCACCUCGACCUCCUGCUCAUCGUGGCCAUGGGUGGCUUCUUUGCGCUCUUUGGGCUGCCCUGGCUCGCCGCGGCCACCGUGCGCUCGGUCACCCACGCCAAUGCCCUCACCGUCAUGAGCAAGGCCGUGGCACCCGGGGACAAGCCCAAGAUCCAGGAGGUGAAGGAGCAGCGGGUCACUGGGCUGCUGGUGGCCGUGCUCGUUGGGCUGUCCAUCGUCAUCGGGGACCUGCUGCGGCAGAUCCCGCUGGCUGUGCUCUUCGGCAUCUUCCUCUACAUGGGUGUCACCUCCCUCAACGGCAUCCAGUUCUACGAGCGCCUGCAGCUGCUGCUGAUGCCCCCCAAGCACCACCCUGAUGUCAGCUAUGUCAAAAAGGUGCGCACGCUGCGCAUGCACCUCUUCACCGGGCUGCAGCUGGGCUGCCUGGCCGUGCUCUGGGCCGUCAUGUCCACCGUGGCCUCCCUGGCCUUCCCCUUCAUCCUCAUCCUCACCGUGCCGCUCCGCAUGUGCCUGCUCAGCCGCAUCUUCACCGACCGGGAGAUGAAGUGUCUGGACGCGGCUGAGGCCGAGCCCAUCCUGGACGAGCGGGAAGGUGUGGACGAGUACAACGAGAUGCCGAUGCCCGUGUGAUGGUGCCAGCGGUGAUUCCUGUGGUGGAGGCUGGGCACAGCCAGACGGGGCCGGGGGCAGCAGCUUCGUGGCCAGACCCCCACACUCCCUGGGCCCUUGGGGGGCACCUGCCAAAGAGACACCGGCCCCAGGCUUGCCCUGCUGAGGCCCCUGACCCCCCUCACGGUACAGCCCCCUCGGGCACCUCCUGCCCACGGCGUGGGGCAGAGGCCCCUGGCCCCCCAGCAGCGCUGCAGGUCCCCCCAC